GUCCAGGAUGUACUUUGACUUGAAUGUGCCUAUUCCACAACCAACACAAUCUACUGCACAAGUGCAAUCGAAGAAAGGAAAGGGAAAGCAGCCCUCUGCCUCGACCAGCACUGCCGGAUCCCUCUUUACACCUUCACAGAUCACAGCCUUUGAGACGCGUCUUGAUUUGCUUGUUCAAUUAGGAUACACUGUUAUCGCGCUCAAUCAGACGGUGUAUAAAAAAGUAGAGCCGAAAGCGUUCGUCAAUGCACUCGAUCCAUUGCUCGGACAGCUGCGAAAACGCCAGGGUAUCAUAUACCUGAAGCGAUUGACAGUCGUUCUGGAUGAAGAUAGCGAAAAGGGAUUCGGGCUCACAAAUGCCAACGCCUCUCUCUUCACAGCAUACGACAUCAUAGCUUUGCAUCCCACCACUGAAACCACGUUCUCUCUUGCAUGCCUGACGCACACGGCCCCUUCCUCCCUGACUGCCCACAUCCUAUCCCUUCCUCUCACCCUCCCCCGUCUCCCCUUUCGCAUGAAACACAAGGUCGUGCGCGCAGCACUGAGGAACGGCGCAGUGUUCGAGAUCAAUUAUACCGGUGCGUUGGGUGGGGCAGAAGAGACAGACGGUGGAGGGGGGGCAGGAACGAAGCGGAACUGGUGGGCGGGUGCAAGAGAGGUUGUCAGGGUCACGAAAGGUAAAGGAGUGGUAGUGAGCGGCGGGGUAACUGGUGAAUUGGAGCUGCGAGCUCCCAGGGAUGUAGGAAACCUAAUCACGUUUCUCGGGCUUCCGCAGAACCUUGCUCAUGACGCGUCAACGACAACACCGAAGUCGCUAGUGUUACGCGCCCAAACGCGCAAAACAUACAGAGCUGUUUUCUCUGAACCCAAGGUCAUCAUACCCGAAUCAUUCAUGUCGCAGCCUAUACUAGAGAGCGUAGCAGAGCCUGACACACAGAUAGCCAACUCUCUACAAAAAUUCGCAGAAGGAAUGGAAACUGAUUCCUCCACAAGAGACGUCCAAGUUCCAGAGAGUAAGAAGCGGCGGCGGGACGAUGAUCAAGGGGCUCUUCAAGCAGAUAGGACAAUCGGGGCAAAGAAGAAAAAGAAGAGCAAAGAGGUAUCCACACCGAGCGGUGUGUAGGUGACUCGGCCAAGGUUCACGCUGUAUCGGCGAUUGCUUUGGGGACAACAUUGGUACUGUUCGGUCCAUCUCAUCAUCACAAGUGCAGUUGCAGGGACACCCAAGAGGUGGACGAGGACUACCUGGAACGAAGACAGAUCGUACUUUCAUCAGCAGGAUUCACGGCAUAGCAGAGCACUUUGCGAAAGAUUUUGACAUGGUUGUUGAAUAUAUAGUAUACAGCCGCUCACUGAAACGCGCUCCGUGCUGCCUUAGAUCCAAUAUGCUUACUGUAUGCCUCCCCAGGCCUAUCAACUAAAACUUGGCAAACGGCU
Molecule: messenger RNA, 1437 nt
Organism: Heterobasidion irregulare TC 32-1
Lineage: Eukaryota; Fungi; Basidiomycota; Agaricomycetes; Russulales; Bondarzewiaceae
Exons: 5
Coding region: 8-1123 (371 amino acids)
Biological process (GO): tRNA processing
Cellular component (GO): nucleolar ribonuclease P complex
Molecular function (GO): RNA binding
Source: RefSeq, a predicted model, not a curated record